CCGGUGGGUUGGGCGGGUGCGACCGACACUUCCGCCCUCGCCAGCUUGUGGAGCGGAGGCAUGGAGGUGGGCUAGCGGCCGAGAAAUGUUCUUUUGGGACCAGAGUCUGGGUAUAUAUGAGUGAAAAUCCUCACCCAGGAAUCUCGACUGAGAGGCUCACAUCUCUGUAAGCCAUUAGCCCAGAAAGUUUUGAGGAGUGGGCUCAGAUUUGAGUUAGUCCAUUAUUGACAGCUGGCCAGCAGGUGGUUCUCAAUGUGGUUGAGAUCCAGGUACAGAAUGAGCACAUGUUGCUGGUGUACGCCAGGUGGCGUUUCCGCCAUUGAGUUCCUGCAGCGCUAUGCAUCCAGGACCCAGUCCAGUGAAUUCCAGACAGCAGAUGAAGACCUCUGCUACUGCUUAGAGUGUGUGACUGAGUACCACAAAGCAAGGGACGAACUGCCAUUCUUGCAUGAGGUUUUAUGGGAAUUAGAAACCUUACGUCUCAUAAAUCACUUUGAAAAAUCUAUGAAAGCAGAAAUGGAAGGUGAUGAUGAUGAAUUAUAUAUCAUAGACAACAAUGGAGAGGCACAACCGUUUGACUUCACUGGCCAAGACUUUGAGAAUAAGCUUCGAGUUCCUCUUCUCGAAAUCCUGAAAUACCCUUAUCUGCUUUUACAUGAGCAUGUUAAUGAGUUAUGUGUUGAAGCACUUUGUCGGAUGGAACAAGCCAAUUGCUCCUUUCAGGUUUUUGAGAAACAGCCCGGAAUCUAUUUGUUUUUGGUCCAUCCCAACGAAAUGGUUCGUCGUUGGGCUAUCCUGACUGCAAAAGGCUUGGGAAAAGUGGACAGGGAUGAUUAUUACGACUUACAAGAGGUUUUGACUUGCCUUUUUAAAGUCAUUGAGUUGGGGCUUUUAGAAAAUACAGACAUUUAUACUACUACUGUCCUUGAGAAGGGUAAAUUGAUCAUCCUGCCUCCACACAUGUAUGACACUUCCAACUACAAAAACUAUUGGUUAGGGAUUUGCAUGCUGCUGACCAUUCUCGAGGAGCAAGCCAUGGAUUCACUGUUGUUGGGCUCAGACAAACAGAAUGAUUUCAUGCAGUCAAUACUUCACACCAUGAAGAGACAGUCAGAGGAUGAUAGUGAAGAUCCUUUCUGGCCAGCAUUGCACUGUUUCAUGGUCAUUUUGGAUCGCCUGGGAUCUAAGGUCUGGGGUCAACUUAUUGAUCCUAUUGAGGCCUUUCAGACCAUUAUCGACAAUGCAAGCUACAACAGAGAGAUCCAGAAUAUACGGAACAGCUCUGUGAGGGCCAAGUCAGAACCAGAGUCGUGUCUGGAUGAUUUGGUGACUUGCAGCCAGAUUGUGUACAAUUAUAACCCUGAAAAGACCAAAAAGGAUUCAGGGUGGAGAUCAGCCAUUUGCCCAGAUUAUUGUCCUAACAUGUAUGAAGAAAUGGAAACAUUAGCCAGUGUGCUUCAGUCAGAUAUUGGUCAAGACAUGCGUGUUCACAACAGCACAUUUCUGUGGUUCAUCCCUUUUGUUCAGUCCCUCAUGGAUCUUAAUGAUUUGGGUAUGGCUUACAUAGUAGAGGUCAUCCACCAUCUGUACUCCCAAGUCAAAGAUGUUCUCAACCAAACAGCUGUGGUGUGUGACAAAGUCACUGAAUUUUUUUUCCUAAUUUUGGUGUCGGUGAUUGAACUACAUAGAAAUAAAAAAUGUUUGCAUUUGCUGUGGGUUAGCUCCCAGCAGUGGGUAGAAGCCAUUGUGAAAUGUGCCAAGCUUCCCACCACUGCAUUUGCACGGAAUUCUGAGAAGUCAUCUGCCACUGGCUCCAAAGGAGCAGCAAUGAUAACGUCUCUGUCACUGCAUUCAAUGCCAUCUAACUCUGUACAAUUCGCUUGUGUGCAGCUCAUUAGAAGUCUUCUUAAAGAAGGUUAUCAGCUUGGGCAGCAGACUCUUUGUAAGCGAUUCUGGGAUAAGCUCAACUUAUUCCUGCGAGGAAAUUUAUCUCUAGGUUGGCAGUUGACUAGUCAGGAAACCCACGAGUUACAAACUUGUUUAAAGCAAAUUAUUAGAAACAUAAGAUUGAAAAUGCCUCAAUAUACUGCUUUGGCAGAGUUGGCUCCUCCAUGUAAAACCCCUCCUGCCUCUAAUGGUAAAGAAGAAAGUGAACAAAUAGGGAAGGCAUGUGAAAAAGACAUCCCCUUUCUGGAAAGUUGCAGCCCAACGUGUUCUAAAGAACCAGUGAAAGCUGAUGUAUGUCAAGUGCAAGAGAGUAGUGUAGUAAGCAAAGCAAGUAACACUAUAGAAGAAGGUAAUGAGCAAAAUUAUAUAAAAGGUUUGAAACUAGAAGACCAUCUCUCAGCUGAGUCACACUUAAAGCAGAGUAGUAAAAACCUUUCCACUGAAAGAACCCAAGAUCAAGUUAAAAUACACACAAAGAAGCAGAAGUCUGUAAAAGAUAAUUCCUCCUGUUUGCCACAGAACUGUACUUCAAGAAAUGAUCCAGAAGAGGGAUGUGACAGUGGAGUAACUAUGUCAACACAUUUGUUGACUGAUUCUAACACUGAUUCUCUGGAAAAGGCACCCACAUCAAAAGAGGAUUUCUCUCUAAAGAAUGAUGUUCUUGGCAAAACCUCAAAAGCAAAAACUAAGGCACAGAAAAGUGACAUUUGUACUGAGUUAUCCCAUGUAAUAAAGAAGCAAAACAGGAAAAGUGCCUUGGUCAAAAAUACUGUGGACUUAGAGGGAGCCCUGACUGUCUCUGACCGUGAGAAUUUCUGUUCAGGGACAGAUACUGCAGGUCAGAAAGGUGAUGGCUUCAUGCAGAACUUUUCUUUAGACCCUAAUGAUAGUCUUUGUCAUAAAAAUAAAGGACAGAAAUCUCUUUACAGUUUAUUGCUGAAACAGUUGAAGAAUGAAGAGUUAGACGUUCCUUCUUCCCAUGAAAACAAUUGUCAAGUACAGGAAUGUCAUGUUGAUGAUAAAGAUUUUAUCUCAUUUACUUCCAUGCCUAAAACAUCUCCCUGUAAAGAUCCUGUGACUUUACUUGGAUCAAGUGAUAAGGGGAUUAACAAGAGCACUGGUCCAGUUUCUUUUGACCUGAGAGAACAGGCCCCUAGCAGUCCUCAGUGUGACACCCUAACAGAUUCUCAGAUAGACAGAGACCUCCACACAUUAUCUUUAAUAGCUCAAGCCCGUGUCAGUAAGUUUCCAUCAGAUUCAACUCAAAAAAGCUCAUCCCAGUUACAAAGAAAAGUAAAAGAUAAAAGAAGUUUCAGAGCCAACCAACAUAAUGUCAGGGAAACCUGUGAACGAAUUAUUAUUAUUUCAGAUUCUGAUGAAGAUAGUGAUGAACAAACUCCAGAUUCUGAGAAACACAUUAAACAAGAUAAAAUGUGCAUUGAGAAAGAAUGGCCAGGGCAGGGUACUUCAAUAGCUAAUAUGAAUGUGGACAUGAAGCUAACAAAGGAAGAGAAGAUAGAGGAGUUUGAGGACUCUGGCUCUCAGGUUUUUGAGUUUGAAAGCCAACAGAAAGUGUUUUCAGUUUGGCAAGAUCAGAAAACAGACAAUGGGAAUUCAGUUCAAGAGGAUGAAAAAAAUUCAUGUUUGAUUCAUAUAGUAGAUAUCACAAACGAUUGGGGUUAUGAUACAGAUUACGCUAUGUCUGAAGAAGUUACCAAAAAUGAAGCAGAGGGCACUGAGCAUGCAAAACCACAACGUGGUAGUUCCGUUGAGGAAGUUUGUGAAAUUAAAGGAAAAAAACCCAAGAGAAAAAAAUUUAAAAAAAAGAUGGCUGAAGAUUCUUUAAGGCUUUCAUCUUCUGUCAGAAAUGAGGACCAAUCUGAUACUCUUAAUGAGAGGGAUCUAACUGAAAAUGAUACUAAAAUUGCAGACAUAAGAACAUCUCCCAAUUCAGGUGUUGAGAGAGCCACUCCAGUCUCCCUGAAGAAGUCAUCUCCAAAGCAUCGAACUUACUCCAAAGUGGAUCGGAGAGCCUCAGUUUCUAAAACACCUAAGAAAACGCAUUCAGACACCAAAAAAAGGCAGAAUAAAGGUUUAAAUUACAUAAGUUGCAGGAACACUCCUGCUAUCGUGCUACCAAAGAAAUCUCGCCAGUGUCCUGAACCAACUUCAAAGGCUGAGAAACUUGGUCUGAAAAAGGCUCCUCGUCGGGCAGCUGUGUUGUCUCAGCGAUCUUUAGACAUAAUAGGUCAAUUACGCCACCAUGGCAAAAUUGUUGGAGAAAUUGGUACCCCAAAAAAGGCUAAACUGAUUUCUCCUAGGACUCUUCCUGGGAACGAUAAGAAACUGCUCGUGAGUCAAGAGCUUCCAUAUCAAAGGCAGAGGAGACCCAAAUCUAAUCGAAACAGACAAAGACGUAAUGGCAGUGCAGACACUACAAGAGCAGCACCACAUGCGGCCCAGAAUUCUGACAGUGUUAUACCAGAUAUAGAUAGGUCAGAUGACAGUAACAAAGGAGGAACUGAGGUCAUGGCAAACAGUAGUGGAGAUCAGUCAAUAAAAUGUGUGUCUCCUGAACAAGGACCUGGGAAAGAAAAAUACGUUGCUCAGGUGGCUGGUGAUGCUUUUCUUUUGAGCCCUUGUAGUUCCCCUGUGUUAAAUGGAAGAAUACCAACAGGUGAAAUUACGGUCUGUACUCCAGAGGACCCUUUAGGUGGUGGCAACCUGACUGGACAUCAUUUAGAGGUGCCAACUUUGAAAAGGGGACAGCUUGACUCCGACAGUGAUAUGGAAGAUGAUAUCUUUUUAACACAACAUGAUCCCGAAGAUAGGGACUUAGGUUCACAAAUGCAGAAUGGUGAUAAUAGACUCACUGGAGAAGGCCAUUGGAAAAGAGUUCAUGUAGAAGAUUCUAUAAAUCGGCCUCAGUCAGAAUCUGUGAGUAGCACAAAAUGUAAGUACAAGGAUUGUGUGGAAACUGUGAAAAGCCAGGGUGAGUAUUGCUCAAAACACUCUGAAGCUAAAGCAGCAGAUGAAGAUGUCUUUCGUAAACCUGCCCUGCCUCUUUCUGCGUCUAAACCUUUGAGACCUUCCACCACAAAGAUUUUUAGCUCAAGCAGUACUUCACGAAUUGCUCAUCUUUCCAAGUCUUUGGAAAGUGCCUCGGCAUCUCCAGGCCUAAAAAAUAAGUCAAAUGGAGGACAGCCUGUUUCCAAAGUACCACAGCCUGCCUCUCCGUUGUCUCCAAAGCCAAGGGCUGAAGUGAAGAGUUUGUACAAUAUUCCUCAUUCUCCAAUUCCAAAUAACUCCAGCAGGCAAGCUUUCAAACUCCCGUUAGGUGAGUGCAGACCUUUUUCUUCUCCAGCCAACGUCUUCUCAUCAUCACAGCCUAUCUCUGACACCUUCAUCAAAGAGGUCUUGAAAUGGAAAUAUGAGAUGUUUGCAAAGUUUGACCAGUGUGGGCCCCCAAUAACUCUUUGUCAGGCCAUCUCAAGAUCCGUGCCUGUCAGAUUUCAAGAUUAUCAAGAUUACUUCAGUGUUUUCUUCCCUCUGGUGUUACUGAAUGCCUUUGAAACGGUAGCACAGGAAUGGAUCAGCUCUCCAAACAGAGGAAAAUUCUAUGAGUUGCAGUUACGAAGAUUUCCUGCAGAAUAUAAAAAAUACUGGGAGUUUGUGAUUUCUCUUGAGGAAUGCGAACUGUCUAAACAGCUUUAUCCAAGGGAGAAUGACUUGGUGUUUUUGGUUCCUGAGAGACUGAAAGGAGAGAAGAGAGGGAUGGAGGGGAAUUCCAUCCAAGCUUCCCAUGAAUAUCACUGUGCUUAUGUUCAGAGAUUCCGCCGCACUUCAGUCAUGCAUAAUGGGAAAUAUGAGUGUUCCCUUUUCAUCCAGACGGAGGAUAAAUUCCCAGUCAAUGUAAAUGAAACCGUGAGAUGUGUUGUAAUCAGUUCUCUGGUAACUACACAAAGGAAGUUGAAAGCAAUGUCUUUGUUGAAUAGUCGAAACCAACUGGCCAGAGCUAUUCUGAAUCCAAACCCCAUGGACUUCUGUACAACAGGUCUACUAACUACAACGUCUGAGGGAAUUACUGCCUACUUAAGGGAUUUCAAUGACGACCAGAAGAAAGCGAUAGAAACUGCGUACGCCAUGGUGAAACACUCCCCGGCGGUGGCCAAGAUCUGUCUGAUUCAUGGGCCACCUGGAACAGGGAAAUCAAAAACCAUCGUUGGCCUCCUGUACCGCCUGCUGACCGAGAGGAGGGGGCAGUUGGAUGAAAACUCCAACGCCAAGAUCAAGCAGAACCGCGUGCUUGUGUGUGCGCCUUCCAACGCAGCCGUGGAUGAGCUGAUGAAAAAAAUCAUCCUCGAAUUCAAAGAAAGGUGUAAAGACAAGAAAAAUCCUCUGGGAAACUGUGGAGAUAUCAAUUUAGUACGUCUGGGUCCAGAAAAGUCUAUUAAUAAUGAGGUCCUAAGAUUCAGUUUGGACAACCAAGUUAACCACAGAAUAAUGAAAAAAGACUUACCCUACGUUCAGGAGAUGCAAAGAAGAAAGGAACAUCUAGACCAUCAACUAGAUGAACUUUCCCGCCAGCGUGCUUUAAGCCGAUAUGGAAGAGGAAUCCAGAGGCAAGAAUUAGAUGAAAAAAUUGCCCAAGUUUCAAAAGAAAGGCAGGAACUUGCGUCUAAAAUUAAAGAGGUUCAAGGGCGCCCACAGAAAACCCAGAGCAACAUCAUCCUAGAGUCCCACAUCAUCUGCUGCACCCUGAGCACGAGCGGCGGUUUACUGCUCGAGUCCGCUUUCCGGGGGCAAGGAGGGGUCCCCUUCAGCUGUGUCAUCGUUGACGAGGCCGGGCAGGCUUGUGAAGUGGAAACCCUUACCCCCCUCAUCCACCGCUGCAACAAGCUAAUCCUUGUCGGAGACCCGAAGCAGCUCCCCCCCACAGUCAUCUCCUUGACGGCGCAGGACUACGGCUACGAGCAGUCGAUGAUGGCCCGCUUCUGCAAGCUGCUGGAGGAGAACGUGGAGCACCUCGUGAGCGGCCGGCUGCCGGUGCUCCAGCUGACCGUGCAGUACAGGAUGCACCCCGACAUCUGCCUCUUCCCCUCCAACUACAUUUACAACAAGAGCCUGAAAACCAACAGAGGGACCGAGAGCGCGCGGUGUUCGUCCAGCUGGCCGUUCCAGCCUUACCUCGUGUUUGACGUCGGGGACGGCUCAGAACGACGGGAGAAUGACUCAUAUGUAAACAUUCAAGAAAUCAAAGUGGUGAUGGAAUUGAUUAAACUUCUCAGAGACAAAGGAAGGGAUGUUAAUUUCCGGAACGUUGGCAUCAUCACCCAUUACAAGGCUCAGAAGAUGAAGAUUCUGAAGGAGUUGGACAAAGAAUUUGAAGGAAGAGGGCUAGCAGAAGUAGAUACUGUGGACGCAUUUCAGGGUCGUCAGAAAGAUUGUAUUAUUGUUACAUGUGUCAGAGCGAACGCCAUACAAGGUUCAAUCGGAUUCCUGGCGAGUUUGCAGAGAUUGAACGUCGCCAUUACACGAGCCAAGUACAGCCUCUUCAUCCUUGGGCAUCUGAGGACCCUGAUGGACAAUCAGCAUUGGAACCACCUGAUUCAGGACGCGCAGAGGCGUGGCGCCAUCGUCAAGACCUGCGACAAGAACUAUAAGCAGGACGCCAUGAAGAUCCUGAAGCUCAAGUCGGUGCUGCAGCGGAGUCUGACCUACCCUCCUUCUGCGGCCCCCGAUGGCUCCAGCCCCCAGGGCGGCUCGCCGGGCAGCGACCAGAACAGGACAUGGCUGAGUGACUCCCUGUACCACGCAUCCUUGGACGCUAAGGAGGCUGCUGAUAGUGUUGCUGGAAAGGAUCUUGAACGGCCUGUUAAGGACCAGCUUCGGGACCCACGACUGCUCAGGAGAAUGGGCAUAAGCGCUGAAGCCCCAGCGAACUGCCCAAGGGACCCAGAGCCCCGGGACCCCCAGCAUUCUGAAGCAGCGCCCCUAUUAGGAGUCCCCGGCUUCCCUGUGAGUCCCCGGACUCUGGACCGCGCCUUGAAGCUGUGCCUGGCCACAUGGAGCAGCCACAGAGCUCACGUGCCGUGUGAACCUCCUGGCGCCAGCAUUGACUCCACAAAUGAAAGUGACCGGCAAGAGGGUCACAGCCACCAGAGAGAGGCCAGGGCUGUCAGUGACAGGGACCAGGAGAUGCCCAGCCCUGGGAACCAUCACCCCAAGAGGAGCUCCAGCUGGGACGAUGGGAGAGCCGAGGAGGAGGACAGCGGCUCCAAGAAGAGGAAGCUCUAGUCAGCCGGCGUGCGCGGCCAGCCGCAGGCACACUGCAGGCAGCGCGAGGACUUCAGCUACGAUUGUUUUUCUCAGGAGUGUGUGUGCUGUUAGGGAACAUGGGCAGUGUAGCAGCCCUGAGCCUCUUGCUCAUCGUCAGUUGCCAAAGCUCCAGAGGGGGCGUGUGUCGGUAACAGUGCCCUGGAGUGCAGCUUGCAGCGUUGACCUGUUGUUCUACAGAAAGUUAGGUCAGACCGGAGCGGGUAUCGGAAACGUUGAAAUGUGUAUUUGUAUAGCGAAUAGCAAAAGCCUUUUAAAAGUUGAUCUAGUAGACGCUCUUCUUCCCUUGCUUACAACGUGCGUCCCUUCGCCAGAACAGACUUUGUGUUACAACGAGGAGAAGAGCGGGAGCGGCGGCUGAGCCGCUGUGGCAGCAGGUGUGCAAUAGGCGGGCCUGGGGCAGCGGGCGCUGCUGGCCGGCGUGUCCGGUUCUGUUUACAAAGUGAGGGCAGGACACUGGGAAGCGGAGUUCUGUUCGGUCAGGUUCUGAUGGACGUUUCUAGACGAGGCACCUUGGCACGGACAGGACAUUUCUGGGAGGGAUUCAGCCACCUUUUAGUAGGCACACAGCUCUCUAGCAAAAAUUCUUCUCCUUCCUGAAAAAGAAGACUCGGCCAUGAAAUAAGCCUCGACUGAGCAUUCAGACACCCCAGCAUAUUGUGAGCUUCCUGUCACGGUGGGCUCCCACUUCAGGGUGGCCCAGCGCCAGGCUAGUGCUGGGCAGCUCUACGGACCCCUCAUCCGCUUGUGAGAGCUUGCAGGUUGCCAGGGGGCCCAGCUGAGUGACCAGUUUAGAUAGAGCCUGGAAAGCCCCAUGUUAUACAUCCGGGGGCGGGGGAGGGCGGGGGGGGGUGUCUGGUCCCGGCAGCUUGGGAACCACGAGGGCAGGCCGGGUGUAAUGCAGGGUGUCCCAAAGAAAUGCACACACGUAACAGCUGCUAGAUGGAUGUUUCCUUCUUUUCAGGUGUAGCCCAUUGGGUUGUUUAUUCAAAGUGUGUAUUCAUUUUUUUGGGACACCCGAAUUUUAGGCAGGAAUGAAACACCCUUUCAGAGAGGCUAGAAGAGGGUGAGAGAACUUGGGGUUGAGAACCGGGAAGAGCGGGACGCUUCCUGUGGAAAGGCCCGGCGGGAGAGCAUGCAGGGAGGGGAGUCUGAACGACGGAGAAGCGGGGUGCUGCCCAAACACGGACAGAACGGAUCGGGGAUCUCGCAGACAGGAGCGCGCACGUCAGUGGCAGCUGACCGUGGCUGCAGCAGGCUCGGGGGACUGCCCUGCAGCCACCGGCUAAUGGGGUGGGAAAGCGAACCCUGCGGCGAGCGCCGUUAGUUUUCUGAGCCUCUGCUUUCAGCAAGAGGGCUUUGUGUUAGUCAGAAGCUCUGCUGCCCCGUGGACUCCUAAGAGAUCUCUAGAAAGCAGUGUGUGCUCGCACGAGUGUAAAGUCUACCUCAUUGCUUGUCCUCGCUGGCCUGGUGCCGCACCCCCGCCCGGGAGCAGGGGUCCCCGGGGAGCAGGGGUGCCCGGGGCUGGGACAGCUGCCCUGGCUGGGCCGCAGGAGAAGCGCAGGGCGGGGCGGGGCCGUGGGAAGACAUCUCAGUGUUACUUUAAGUUUCCUCUCCGUCCUGGGAAAAUGCUCCGCUUAGCAGAUACUUGGAGUGUGACAGCAGUUCAGAGCCUAACAGCUCUGCGAGCUAGUGAGGGAGGCAGACAAGGCUGGGUGAGGCUUGCCACCCUCUGCUGUAGAGGCAGGCGUCUACCAUGCCCAACAGUGUUAUUUCCAGUUAAGUUCUAGGCCUGUUCUCACGCGUGUUGGCUCCCCUGGUCUGACGGUGCAUGAUGUAGCCGGAGACUCGCGUAACCCUUUCCAAGGGCAAGCCUGUGCCCUGCCAGCUCUCCCGGCAGAACACAGGGUACCUGCCCUUGCCUUUGGAACCAUUGGUUGUUGAGUAAAAGCAUUUGCAUAGAGCGUUCCAAGUGUCCGGUGUGGCUUCCUCGCUGGGCUGUCCCAGCGUUGCGAGUGGCAGCUGAGCGCAGCUAGUGGAAAGGCUGCCUGCUCCGGGCCAGCCAGGGUGCUCCACGGAAGGAAGUGCCUGUCUGCUCUCAUACCAGUUCCAUCAUGAAUACAUUCUACUGACUUUGCUUUUCCAUGUGUGACCUGCCUGGGGUUUACUGUGCACAGUUUAUUUAGUGACAUGUCUUCAUGUAUUAGCAGGAGAAUUUUGAUAAAUACAUGUGAAUAAUCUGUAAAUGAGUUUUGUAACCAGACUGUACCUAAACUAUUUUCUAAAGUGAGUUGUGCACAUUAUAUUUUUUGCUGGA
Molecule: messenger RNA, 10600 nt
Organism: Myotis daubentonii (Daubenton's bat)
Lineage: Eukaryota; Metazoa; Chordata; Mammalia; Chiroptera; Vespertilionidae
Gene: SETX
Product: senataxin
Exons: 27
Coding region: 253-8244 (2663 amino acids)
Biological process (GO): termination of RNA polymerase II transcription
Cellular component (GO): nuclear body
Molecular function (GO): transcription termination site sequence-specific DNA binding; helicase activity
Source: RefSeq, a predicted model, not a curated record